CUUACACCUGUACUACAUGCAAAAGCCUCAAGUGUGCAACUGAAAUGGUCGAUCAUUUCUGCAGUCGCCUGCAUCAUUUGCAAAACUUGAGAGAGAGAGGUAACCGAGAUGUCAAAGAGUCCGCCAUGGCUACAACAAAGUAGCUCGUGCUGUAGGCUAGGCAAAGCCGACCCAAAGAAGCAGCAAGACUUUCCAAUAUUGAAGGGACACUCUGCUGCACAAGAACAUGCAGAAGAAGCUCUAGAGACCCAUGAAACUGUCAGAAGCAGAAACAAAGUUCUAAAGGAGUUCAAGAUUUACAGAUGGAGCCCCGACCAUCCCGACAACAAGCCUUACCUCAAGUCUUACUUUGUGAACCUCAACAACUGUGGUCCUAUGGUUUUGGAUGCAUUACAGAAGAUAAAAGCAGAGAAUGAUUCAACCCUGAGCUAUAGGAGGUCAUGCAGAGAAGGAAUAUGUGGGUCAUGUGCCAUGAAUAUUGAUGGAACCAACACCGUGGCCUGUCUCAGACCCAUUGAUGCAGACACUUCAACAGCCACAACUAUAACUCCGCUGCCUCAUAUGUUUGUGAUCAAAGAUCUAGUUGUUGAUCUCACUAAUUUCUACCAGCAGUACAAGUUGAUUGAACCAUGGCUGAAGACUAAAAAGCCCCCGGAGGACUGUCGGGUGUACAAGCAAUCGCCUGCAGACUGGAAGAAGCUUGACGGGCUUUAUGAAUGUAUACUUUGUGCUUGUUGUUCUACCUCAUGCCCCUCCUACUGGUGGAAUCCGGAGGAGUUCCUUGGACCAGCGGCUUUGCUCCAUGCUUAUCGAUGGAUAUCAGACAGGUUUAUUUUCUUUUGGUUGUGGAUGAGUUUUUUUGGCAGUCGGGAUCAGUCCACAGAGGAGCGAUUGCAGGCAUUAACAGAGGACCAGAAGAGGCUAUAUAGAUGCAACAUUAUAAAGAAUUGCACUGCCACGUGCCCCAAAAGCCUGAAUCCUGCCGAUGCCAUACAGAAAAUGAAAAUCAAGCAUUUGUUCUCUCAGCCUGUUGAAGUGGUCAGGAGCAUGUAAACUAUACCUCCUGCUUUUAUCCCAUCAGCUCUUUUACCAUGUACAAUUUUCAUUUCCCUUUCUCUUAUGUUGUUAAUUACAUGUAUAUGAAUCUUAAUAGUAUGUCUAAUUAAGAUGCAAAUGUUGCUACAUCA
This is a messenger RNA of Rosa rugosa (rugosa rose), 1187 nucleotides long. RefSeq names its product succinate dehydrogenase [ubiquinone] iron-sulfur subunit 3, mitochondrial. The record is from RefSeq and is a predicted model, not a curated record. Bases 109 to 1053 code for a protein of 314 amino acids. Gene Ontology annotation, biological process: respiratory electron transport chain; tricarboxylic acid cycle; aerobic respiration. Lineage: Eukaryota; Viridiplantae; Streptophyta; Magnoliopsida; Rosales; Rosaceae. The transcript has 4 exons. Gene Ontology annotation, molecular function: electron transfer activity; 2 iron, 2 sulfur cluster binding. Gene Ontology annotation, cellular component: mitochondrion.